Molecule: messenger RNA, 1563 nt
Organism: Gavialis gangeticus (Gharial)
Lineage: Eukaryota; Metazoa; Chordata; Crocodylia; Gavialidae
Gene: ORAI1
Product: ORAI calcium release-activated calcium modulator 1
Exons: 3
Coding region: 119-796 (225 amino acids)
Biological process (GO): store-operated calcium entry
Cellular component (GO): membrane
Molecular function (GO): store-operated calcium channel activity
Source: RefSeq, a predicted model, not a curated record
GGGGCCUCCCGGCUGCCAGAAGAGCCGGGCCGGGCGCCGCCAUGACGCGGUAGCUGUUAUCGUCGCCGUUGCCGCUGCCCCGAGUCCGGCCGGUGCAGCCGGCACUGCCGGAGGGCCCAUGAGCCUGAACGAGCACUCGAUGCAGGCGCUGUCCUGGCGGAAGCUCUACCUCAGCCGGGCCAAGCUCAAGGCGUCCAGCCGCACCUCCGCGCUGCUCUCGGGCUUCGCCAUGGUGGCUAUGGUAGAGGUGCAGAUAGAGUCCAAUACCGCCUACCCUGCAGGUCUUUUGAUUGCUUUCAGUGCGUGUACUACUGUGCUUGUUGCAGUUCAUCUUUUCGCCCUCAUGAUAAGUACCUGCAUCCUUCCAAACAUAGAGGCUGUGAGCAAUGUGCAUAACCUCAACUCUGUAAAGGAGUCCCCUCAUGAGCGCAUGCACCGGCACAUUGAGCUCGCCUGGGCGUUUUCCACAGUCAUCGGCACUCUGCUUUUUCUGGCAGAGGUGGUGCUGCUGUGUUGGGUGAAGUUUCUUCCACUCCAGAACCCUGUUGUUUCAGUCCCUAACACCACUUACACCAUGACCCCUGGAAAGGCAGCAGCCAUUGCCUCGACAUCCAUCAUGGUUCCUUUUGGAUUAGUUUUCAUAGUAUUUGCGGUCCACUUCUAUAGGUCGCUGGUGAGCCACAAAACAGACAGGCAGUUCCAAGAACUGAAUGAACUUGCAGAGUUUGCACGGCUUCAAGAUCAGCUGGAUCACAGAGGCGACGCCAUGCCACCUCCUGGCAGUCAUUUUGCAUAAAACCUGUAUUAUUUUCUUUUCUUUUUUUAAUCUGCUUCUCAGCUUCUGCCCUGCUAUGUUAACUCCCCCAUGCAUGAAUUGCCUGUACCGUCUAUUUGUUUUCAAAGAGAGAUUUAGAAGCACUGUUUCAGUUUUUCACAGUAGAAAGCACCAAACAUUGCACUAUCCAGUUAUCCAGAAAUGCUAUGACAUGUAGAAGGCUGGGUGUUGAGGCAUGGCUAUAUUGAGCAUGCUUUUCUCAUCCCUCCUCCUGUUGGAUUAUUCAACAUCAGAAGGAAACAGUGGCUGUGUAAAUGGGUCAAGAAAAUUUAAAUUCUAAGUCUUGGUGUUCAAUGGGGUGGGUUAGGAAGCCUGAUUUCUCCCUUCAUUUGAUGUUGGUGUUUGCUAGAAAGUAUUGCUUGUCCAGUACGUGUUGCAUGGGAAGAUACAAAUUACUUGGGACAUGCGGUAGUUAGCACUCUGCUUCAGUGCUAGUGCUGAGCUUGCUAAAAGUCUGACAGAAGCUGGAAGUGAAAGCUUUCCCUACCUCCCCUUCUUUUCCCUUGGCCUCCCCAAGUCAUAUUUUGCUGCCAGGUAAUUAUUACUCUAGCACCAUUUGCUGUGGCAGCUAUGAGUUAUCUAACCCUUCAGGACCAGUCUUUUUAUGAUGUGAUAUGAGCCACGUCAGUAGGACUGAGGCCCUACCUGUAUUCUUCUUUGGAAGAAAAUGUACAGAAAAGCAAUACCUGCUGUAAUAACUUUGAGCCAGCACAUGUUAUCUGAAAAGA